AUGGCGCCAUUACGGAUAGGCUUUGUGCCCGAGCACUUUUCCGCACCACUCGAGUUCGCCAAGAAGCACUACGGCCUCGAUUCACAGCUCCUUCCCUUCCCGUCCGGUACAGGGCACAUGGUCACCGCCCUACAGAACAACGAGAUCGACGUCGGUGUUGGGUUGACCGAAGGAUGGAUUGCCGCGAUAGGCAAGGCACAGGCAGUGAAGAAAGACGCUGGAUUCAGGAUCGUGGGCACAUAUGUUGAGACACCGCUUUGCUGGGCCAUCUCUAGCGGAACACGACGGGAAGACGUCAAGAGUAUUGAGGACUUGAGGGGCAAGAAGGUCGGCGUCAGCCGGAUAGGCAGUGGAAGUUACGUGAUGAGCUUCGUCCUGGCCGAUCAGCAGGGCUGGUUGCAGAAGGGCGAGACACCCUUCCCAGUCGAGGUGCUGAAUACGUUCUCGAACCUGAGGGAUGGUGUCAACGACAAGACGGCAGACUUCUUCAUGUGGGAGCACUUCACGUCGAAACGGUAUUAUGAUAGCGGCUCUAUCAAGCGUAUUGGAGAGAUCUACACGCCUUGGUCGAGUUGGAAGAUUGUUGCUGCCAACGCAUUGCUGAAUUCCCAGAACUGGAGCCAUGGGGCAAAUGCGGCUACGCAGCCUUUGAAGGAGGAACUGGAAGAUGCUCUGUUGAAGAUCAACAAGGGCGUGAAGCACUUUGAGGAGAAUCAAGACGAGGCAGUCAAGUAUAUCAGUACCGAGCUCGACUACUCAGAGGGGGAUGCGAGAGAGUGGCUCAAGACAGUGCAAUUUGCGGAGGACGUGCGAGGUGUCGACCCGAGUGUGGUUGAUAAGACGGUCAACAUCCUCCAGAAGGCCGGCGUUCUGGACGGAAAGGCUGAUUCUGCAACCAUGAUUGCACUCUCAAGAUAG
Messenger RNA from Didymella exigua CBS 183.55, 918 nucleotides. Its product is annotated as periplasmic binding protein-like II. The coding region runs from base 1 to 918 and encodes 305 amino acids. The transcript has a single exon. Lineage: Eukaryota; Fungi; Ascomycota; Dothideomycetes; Pleosporales; Didymellaceae. The record is from RefSeq and is a predicted model, not a curated record.